CCGUGAGCUAGCGGGCGGGAGACCGCGGGCGAUACCGGCGGCAGCACCGGAGGCAGCGCGGGCAGCGUACUGAGCGGAAGGGCAGCCCCGACGGCUGCAGCCAUGCUCGUUGCCAGCCUGGCGGCACUGGCCCUGGCACUGCGCCUGACCCGGGCAGUGCGGGGCGCGCCCUGCGAGCCCGUGCGCAUCCCCAUGUGCCGGUCCAUGCCCUGGAACCUGACCCGCAUGCCCAACCACCUGCACCACAGCACCCAGGAGAACGCCGUGCUGGCCAUCGAGCAGUACGAGGAGCUGGUGGACGCCAACUGCAGCUCGGUACUGCGCUUCUUUCUGUGCGCCAUGUACGCGCCCAUCUGCGCCCUCGAGUUCCUGCACGACCCCAUCCGGCCGUGCAAAGCCCUAUGCCAGCGCGCCCGAGACGACUGCGAGCCUCUCAUGCGCCUCUACAACCACAGCUGGCCCGAGAACCUGGCCUGCGACGACCUGCCGGUCUACGACCGCGGCGUGUGCAUCUCCCCCGAGGCCAUAGUCACAGACCUGCCAGAAGAUGCAAAGUGGAUAGACAUGACCCCAGACAUGAUGGUACAAGAAAGACCUCUUGAUAGUGACUGCAAGCGCCUAAGUCCUGACCGGUGUAAAUGCAAAAAGGUGAAGCCCACCCUCACGACCUACAUGAGCAAGAACUACAGUUAUGUGAUUCAUGCCAAAAUUAAAGCGGUGCAAAGAAGUGGCUGCCACGAAGUCACCACAGUGGUGGACGUAAAGGAGAUUUUCAAGUCCUUGUCGCCCAUUCCCCGGACUCAGGUGCCUCUUGUGACUAACUCUUCCUGCCAGUGUCCACAUAUCCUGCCCCACCAAGACGUCCUCAUCAUGUGCUAUGAAUGGCGUUCAAGAAUGAUGCUUCUUGAGAAUUGCCUGGUGGAAAAAUGGAGAGACCAGCUGGGGAAAAGGUUUAUACAGUGGGAAGAGAGGCUACAAGAGCAGCUUCGAACAACGCAGAAGCGACCUGCUGGGCGCACCAGCCGCAGUGGCCCUCCCAAGCCCAAGGGAAAGUCCCAGGGUCCCCGGCCUGGGGACCCUCAAAAGAGCAUCAAAGCCAGGAGCGCCCCCAAGCGACCAAAACCCCAGAGGGUGUGAGCCAACAGUUUCCCAAUCAAAGACUUUCAGCCAUGAUGGGUCCCAAGCAUCCUUUGAGUGUAUGCCCAAGACCAUGCACCCACCACCCUGCAAACGCGGUGCGGCCUCAGUCCUCUGCAGAUUGUGUUUCCUAGCACUUUACUAUCCAAUGAUUGCUUUCUCAUGCUUAGCCACUGCAAGCCAUAGCUCCAGGUUGGCACCUGCAUUGGUAUGUGAGGAGGAUUUGAGCAGAAAGGCAAAGCUUCACAUCACCAAAGCAGCCACAUAAAUAUUCUAUCAGUUAGUAUGUGAUGGCUGAGAGUACAGCAGAAGGGCACUCCUGUUGCUGGUGCGGACGGAGAGUGCAUAUUGAUAGGACUGGUGAGGGCUCCAUAUGCGUGUGGUAAAAAUGCCUCGUGUGCCAAACCCUUUAGUUUGUAAAAUGUAUCUUACUUCAGGCUGGCUUCUACAGUUAGGAUUUUAACUGUAGUCUAUAAACAUGACUGAUGACUGCUUGUUUGCAAAAGAAGCAAGAAAUAGGAAGGAAUGAUGCAAUAUUUCAAAGAGCUCUAUAAGGUGUGGUGGGUUAUUACUGUUUUCAAUGUGUAAUGAAAUUGUCCCACAGUUUUAAGAAUCAUGGCAUUUCAGAGUGGAAAGAAUGUCAGCCGCCAUCUCAUCGAACCAAUAUUCGAAAAUCUCACCAUAACAUUCCCUAAAGGGGGUCAUCCAGCUUGAAGAUCUCUAAUGAGGUGGAACCCUUCCCCCCCCAUCCUGAGGCAGUCCAGCCUAUGCUGGAAAAACUCCAAGUAUUAGAAACGUUUUGACUAUUCAAAGUAAGGUGUGGUAGUUUGUUACGGAUAAGCAACCUGGCUUUCAAAUCUCAUUUUGGCCCAAAAACUCUGAGAAGAGGCUGGUGACUCAUCCUGAGGCAUCAGCAGAGAUGUCUUGGGUUGAAAUCCCACCUGAACUGUUUGCUGCCUCUGAGGCCCAGGGCCGUGGAUCUGCGCAGGGGUAGGGAAGACCCAAGGAAGUAAAUUCAAUUAAACCAAUGUUUAUUACACACCAAAUGUGUGGGUUUGAUAAACACCCAUGGCAGAUCAACUGGAAAGUUUGUCUCAGAGUCUAGAAAGUUCUGUGUCAUCUCUGACACAUAUUGGCUGUGUGACUUCAGAUAAGUUACUCAACCUUUCAAUGUUCUAGAUAACUAUAAGAUUCCAAGUCUUAGAGAAGAUACUGAUCUACAUGGACAGAAGGAGCUCUUACCCAGAUGAAAUUAAAGAUCUAAUCCAGAAAAAAAAAAUGUGCCUGGCAGAGUAAUAGGCACUGGAAAUACCAAGAGGAAAAUGAAAUCAUUCCUGCCUUCAAUGAGUUUACAUUCUCCUAUAAACAACCAGCAUCUCUUGAAUACCUGCAGUGUGUAAGGUUCGUGUUCCUCUAACAUUCUUCCCUGAGUCGUAAGGGCAAGCAAUCUCCAUGAGGCUGGCUCCAGCUUCCUCCCCCAUCACGUGAAUGCCUCAGUAAACUAAGCCUGGCUACCAGGCACCUGAAAAGAGGCAGCCCCGAAGCGGUGAUUUCAAGGCCAGACAGGAUCUUUGCAACUGCCGGAGCUCACAGUGGCACCAGACCCUGCAUGGGGCUGCCAUGUGCAUAGCUGGCAGGAAGUAUACCUGUUCUCCAUCCUCACCUCCCCCAGGGGAGAGGAAAGAGCCCUUAAACCACCUCACAGGAUAAUUUUUAAAAAUCGUUUGUGAUAGUGUCAAAAGUGGGAUUCAAACCCACAUAUCAGCACACUGGAGUUACAUAGUUUUUCAAUGAAAAUGCCCCAAAAGAGACAGACCCUCCCUGUGAUCCUGAUAUACUGAAAGGGGGCUCUGGAGGACAGGGGAAGCAAUGGUCUGGCCCAGUAAAGGAAAGUUGAGUGUUUCAGUGAGGUGACAGUAUAGCCACUAACCAGAGUCAGGUGGGGUAUGUCUUUUUGGACCAGAAUCUCUGAGCUGGAAGAAACUUCAGUGGCUGUCUCACCCAUCCCAUAGUUGAAAAAGAAGCCCCACCCACUCAAACAUACCCAACUAACCAGCAGCCAGCCCUCCAGCCUCUGCCUGCUAUUUCAUUGGUAUAGUAGCUCCUAAUGAGGAAAUGGUUGGUCACCUUCUACCAGGGCAGACGGCCUGGUCUGCUGCCCUGGAGAAUCUCAAGGGCCCAAGAAGGACCUUGCCCAGGACAUCUGAGCUAGUAUGUGUCACAGAUGCCAUGUGUCACCUUCUCAUUAAUUGUUCUUCAGCUGGCUGUCUUGGAGGUUAGGUGCCUGAGCCAGAAUCAUACAACCAAUAUGCAUUACAGUUUGAACCCCAAAUCUUCCUGCUCCGAGGCUAGCUUUUUUCCCACUGCACCAGGAUGCCUUUCUGGGCAACAUAAUAGAAAUUGUAUAUUAUUGGUUAAAUAUAUUAUUCUUUUCUAUUCCUCGAAUGAAUUACUGCCAAGGGGAUUUAGUACUUUAAAAGGGACAAUUAAAGGGAAAAAGAUGGGACUAGA
This is a messenger RNA of Phascolarctos cinereus (koala), 3648 nucleotides long. RefSeq names its product secreted frizzled related protein 4 (gene SFRP4). Gene Ontology annotation, biological process: non-canonical Wnt signaling pathway; canonical Wnt signaling pathway. NCBI's taxonomy places the organism in Eukaryota, Metazoa, Chordata, Mammalia, Diprotodontia, Phascolarctidae. The record is from RefSeq and is a predicted model, not a curated record. Gene Ontology annotation, molecular function: Wnt-protein binding. Gene Ontology annotation, cellular component: cytoplasm.